Molecule: messenger RNA, 489 nt
Organism: Striga asiatica
Lineage: Eukaryota; Viridiplantae; Streptophyta; Magnoliopsida; Lamiales; Orobanchaceae
Source: the annotation of a GenBank genome assembly
AUGGAAGCAAGCACAAAAGAAGUCCGAGACUCCUCUAACCAACAGGGCAGUGGUGCAGCGAGCCAUCAAGGGAGCAAAUGCCAGCCUGUCAGAAGUCUUUGCAUAAUUGAAUCACCAGUUGCACAUAUCUCAGAACCGUAUCAUGACCACGAAGGUGUGGUUAGCACCGUCAAUAACAGGAGGGCCAUCCAGCCACUUAAUCCGGAGAUGGAAAUUAUUUCAGAACAACCUUCUCAAGACCUUGAAGGGUUGGCCAAAGCUAAGGGGAAAGCCGCAGUGAUUGCCGAAUCAGCUCCUCUAGUUGAGAAGAAAAUGUGGAAGCGGACUACAACCAAAGAAAGGAGACUGAACAGGAAAGAACAAGGGAUCAUCAUUUCUGACAUUAAAAGCGUAGGAGGCGUGCGUCACCACCCUGAUCGUCGCAGCCGUCUACCUCCAUCGAAUCCGCCACCCCGCCUCAGACCGACCGGCCUCCCUCUCCGGAUUUGA